Messenger RNA from Funneliformis mosseae, 369 nucleotides. NCBI's taxonomy places the organism in Eukaryota, Fungi, Glomeromycota, Glomeromycetes, Glomerales, Glomeraceae. The record is from the annotation of a GenBank genome assembly.
AUGGAAAAUAAAGCUGAUGAAACAGAAAUGAAAAUUCAAGAAUCAGAAAAGGAUUUACUUGAAGGUUCCGAUAUAGAUCAUUUACCGAUCGAUAAAGGAAGCAUAAAUGUUAUGACCACCGGUACUAAAAUGGAUGUUGAAAAUCAAUUACAAGAAAUGAAUGUUCAAUUGGUAGAUUUAUCAUUUGAUGAUUCACAAAAUGGGGCAAGAAGAACAAAGUCAUUUGAAAGAAAACCAAUUGAUGUAACUUUAUCUCAUGAUGAUGGUAAAAGAAUGUUGGGCGAAUACAGUGAUGAUUGGAAUAGAUUCGCAAGCGUCUUUAGAAAAUAUAACAAGGAACCAGUUGGUCAAGAUCAAAGUCUUAUUUGA